Molecule: messenger RNA, 924 nt
Organism: Phytophthora nicotianae INRA-310
Lineage: Eukaryota; Oomycota; Peronosporomycetes; Peronosporales; Peronosporaceae
Exons: 1
Coding region: 1-924 (307 amino acids)
Source: RefSeq, a predicted model, not a curated record
AUGAACCCCGCAAACAACUCGAGCCAGGAGCAUGCUCCGGCUCCGACCUCUGCAGCUGCAGCUACAGCUCCUGCGCCAACGGCCGCCACGACAGCCACGGCGACGACAUCAACUCCUGCGAACACCCAGGAAGACGUUCAAACCUCAAACGCGCCGUAUGUGGCAGCGCAGCCGACGCCCAGCGCGAUGAAAAUGGCUUCGACGCUCCCACCUAUCGCCGUAGCGCAGCCACUAGGCAACAUCAGCCAGAUCCAGUCGCAUCUGGUCGGCGGCAGCAACAUUCCUGUGAACCCGAACGCCCCACAAGGCAUCUAUCAGAGCGGGCCUAACAGCGCAAACCCGAGCCACCCGUACGUGACAGUCAUGGCCAUGGCCCCGAUUGGACCCUCGGGUGACGCCGAGGUGGACAGUAUGCGCUUCGCGUUCCUUCAAAAGUGCCGCUGGAUGGCUGGGUGCUUGUUGGCGUACUACGUGGCGACCUUUUUGUUCCUGCAGCCGUUUAUUCUAGGCACGUUGGGUCUGCUCACAGCAUUUAUGGGUUACUAUGGCACGCGGCCACCUGUGGACGCGAUGCGACUGAAGUGGCUGCGCUGGUACAUUUGGGCGAACUACGUUAUGCUGAUCCUCAACAUGUGGUGGCUGGUAGUGACACUGGUUUUCUCGGGGAGUAUGUUUACCUAUGCAGACGACAGCGGCAGCGACAGUGACAGUAACGCCGAGGAUGAGUACAUGGAGUCCACAUACUACUACUCCAGCAGCGUUGGGCUCUUCGUCGGGCUGUUAGUGGCAGCUAACACGCUCAUGCACCUGCGCUGCCUGCGUACCGCACAACUCCUGGUCGCGGAGCUCGUAAACGCUGGAGUCGACCGGCAGCCAGCUCCUGUCGUCAUGCUCGCCACUGCAAACCCCGCCUCCGCAGUAUAA